Messenger RNA from Orbilia oligospora ATCC 24927, 1749 nucleotides. RefSeq lists its product as uncharacterized. The transcript is spliced from 8 exons. The record is from RefSeq and is a predicted model, not a curated record. Gene Ontology annotation, molecular function: magnesium ion binding; cobalt ion binding; cobalt ion transmembrane transporter activity. The coding region runs from base 1 to 1749 and encodes 582 amino acids. Gene Ontology annotation, biological process: transmembrane transport; metal ion transport. Gene Ontology annotation, cellular component: membrane. Lineage: Eukaryota; Fungi; Ascomycota; Orbiliomycetes; Orbiliales; Orbiliaceae.
AUGCAGUUUGAAACAAAUGAGAAGUACUACCAGUCCUUCGACCUUGAUUUCCGAUGUUUAGACAAGGAGGAAGUUCUGAAGCAGGCUGACGGGAGGUUGUCGGAUUUCCAAUGCCGGAAUAUGGUGGUGGAUUUUGGGCCGGACAACGCAUAUAUCGGGUGGGAUUUCGAUGAGAGACAAGUUGGAGCAGUGAAGGAGUCUUGGAAGAACAUUGAACAAUGUCCUAGUGCUCCAAAUGCAAGAUGGAUUGCUAUAUUCGAUGCCUACGAACAGCGUGUGCUCGUAAACGCCCUUCUCGCGAAGUAUGGCAUAUCCGCUCGUACUAGGGCCAGCAUGACUUCACCCCGUGGCAAAGGAAAUCUUGAAAUCGUCCGAAAGAUGUGGCAUUGGUCUUCCUUUGAGUAUGAUGAAAGAUUUCUCAUACUGGGCAUAAACUCUCUACACAAUCUCGCACCAUCAGAGGACGACGACAGACGUAGUAGGAGUCCUAAACUGGAAGAAGAGGUAUUCAAAAAGCCCCUACCGUGGUACAACAGGAUAUUUAGAAAAUCUCCACGCCCUAUACCUAACCAUAGCGACGAACUCCCGCUUACGACUGCACCCCAAUCGAUUAACCUCGAUGCCCGACAAAGCUCUGUCCCCCGCCUUCCAAUUACAGAUUCUAAACGUCAUCGAGUCUCCCAGUACGCCCAAAAUAAAUUCAACCGCCAAAGCCAGUCCAAUAACUCCACCCAAAACCCUCGCGCAAAUAAAUCGUAUAGUUUAGACCAAGCCGAUGAUAUUUUCGACAACGCUGCAGACUUUGAUGAAGAUCACUACCAUCCUCGCAUGCUCAGAUUGUGGAUAUGGUUAAUAAAGUUAGAUGAUAAUACAGUGAUAACGCUCCAUGAACCGUUCCCGCCAUUUAGAUCGGAUGUUGCAACAUAUGACAAAGUCGCGAAUACUACGGCGAAAGUCAGGAGGAAUAUUCGAAUGGUGUUGAAGUGCCUGUCAGCUGCAGGAGUACCAAAGAAUAUAGACGGUUCAGAUGCUUAUAAUCCAGAGUUAGCUAUGGAGACGGGGGCGUUAAUUGUACGACAGAUGCCCGAACAAUCCUGUGACUUAUUAUUCUACUACCUAUUCGACGAUUGGUACUCAACAUGGGGACUGACUGUCGACAGGGCACACCCUUAUACCAAAAAACUGAGCCAAAUGAAAAAUGAAAACCCUCAGCUCUACCACAUCGAUGAACUCCACGAUAUCGUGCGACGUUUAGCAACCCUAAAAAGAGUCUAUCAAAGCUACGAACUGGUUCUAAAUCGUUUACUAGAAGAAAAUAAGCACUUACCUAGCGCACCAGAAAAGAAGUUUGGUCCUCUAGCAUUAACCCGGUUUGCGAGGUUGAAGCAUAGAAUUACGUAUCUCGCUAUCGGAGAAAUUACCGAAUGUGAGAAGGAAGCGGAAGGCUUGAUAUCUUUAACCUUUAACCGUCUAAACUUCCGUGAAGUCCAAGCUGUCGAAAAAUUAUCCCUUCUAUCUAUCACACUCGUCAAAUUCACUAUAGUUUUUCUUCCAUUAUCUCUUAUAAUGGCCUAUUUUAGCAUGGAUGUUGAAGGUAUCACGGGUCGCUAUACGGCAGCACACUUUUGGGGGGCUGCAGGGGUGGCCGUGUUCUUGACCUCGGCCUUUUUGUUGUGUGUCGGGAAGUUAAAUAAGAUAAUGUUAGGAACUAAGAAAGCUAGGAGGAAUAUGAAAAGGGCAAUUGAUUGA